Messenger RNA from Beta vulgaris subsp. vulgaris (sugar beet), 1277 nucleotides. Its product is annotated as steroid 5-alpha-reductase DET2. The transcript has a single exon. Gene Ontology annotation, cellular component: membrane. The record is from RefSeq and is a predicted model, not a curated record. Gene Ontology annotation, molecular function: 3-oxo-5-alpha-steroid 4-dehydrogenase activity. Bases 179 to 946 code for a protein of 255 amino acids. NCBI's taxonomy places the organism in Eukaryota, Viridiplantae, Streptophyta, Magnoliopsida, Caryophyllales, Amaranthaceae. Gene Ontology annotation, biological process: brassinosteroid biosynthetic process.
ACCUGCCGCUCAUACUUGAAUAUACAUUUCUUGUUUGGCCAUGAACUCAUGAUUCAUGGAUACGGAGAUGUACACGUACCCAAGGCCCCAACUUACCCGACAGCCCUCCUAAAAGACACAGUAUAAACACUAUAUAUCCCCCACUUCAUCUUCUUCCUCACCAAAAAAAACCUCAAAAAUGUCAUCCAAAGAUAACUCUUUGUACGAAUUUUGCCUAAUAUCACUGAACUUCCUCUCUUUCCCAACUAUCAUAAGUUGCUACUUCAUCCAAGCUCCAUAUGGUCGCCAUUUUCGUUCAGGGUGGGGCCCCACAAUUCCAUCAUGGCUUUCAUGGCUUCUCAUGGAAAGUCCCUCCUUUUUUUUCUCUCUCCUCAUCUACCCUUUUGGCCGCCACAUGUCCUCUAUAAGAUCACUCUCUCUCCUCACAAUUUUCCUCCUCCAUUAUUUCCACCGUACUUUUAUUUACCCAUUACGCCUUCGCCGGAAAACCACUAGCGGUUUUCCGAUAUCCGUUUCUUUAAUGGCUUUCUCGUUUAAUUUGCUGAAUUCCUACGUUCAAAGCAGGUGGGUGUCUCACUACGGUGAGUAUGACUCUGAUAAGUGGUUUUGGGGGCGGUUUUCCGGUGGGUUGGUGGUUUUUGUUAUUGGUAUGGUGGUAAAUGUGAAAUCGGAUUUAGUUUUGGUGGGCUUGAAGGCCCAAGGGGGUGGAUAUAAGAUUCCAAGAGGUGGGCUUUUUGAGUUGGUGAGUUGCCCAAAUUAUUUGGGAGAGAUUGUUGAGUGGUUGGGUUGGGCUAUUAUGACGUGGUCUUGGGCUGGGUUUGGGUUUUUUUUGUAUACUUGCUCUAAUUUAGUGCCUAGAGCUUGGGGUAAUCAUAAGUGGUAUAUGGAGAAGUUUAAGGAAAAGUAUCCUAAAAAUAGGAAAGCUGUGAUUCCUUUUUUGUAUUGAUUGUGUAUGUAUGUUAUGAUUAGAGAUUGUGAGCUAGGGAAAAGAGGGCAGUGCAAAGUAUUAGUGUGAAAUUUCAGCAAAUAGUAUUUGCUUUUGAAAGUGAAGGUGUGACAUAAUACCGGCUUUUUAAAGUGAAUUUUAGUGUUUUGAAAGAGUGUUUGGAUUAGCUUUUAAUGUUUCGAAGUAGUUUUCGAAGUAGAUUGAUUUUAGUGUACUGAAAUCGCUUUCAAGCUUGCUUGUAGUGUAUUGAUGUAGCGUCUAUAGAUUCUUCUAUUAUUUUGACUCUGUAAAUUUAAGUAGUUGUGUUGGAAAUAUAAUGAUGUUUUUUUUU